CAUCGUCAUCCACCAAACAUUCUUUCGGCCAGGCGCUUUCACGCGCUUGCAGCUCCCGGCCAGUAUCUCCUAUCACGCCAUUAAGAACAAGCAUGCAGAAUUUCCCUCAAUACACAGCUCUAUCAUUAUGCCGCGCACUUUCCCUCCAGUCGACGGCAAAGAUGCAACAUCCCACACCCUUUCUCCCUCGCUGAUAGAGUCUACUGCCGGCUUCACAGCAGGUCUGGUCGCCACUUUGGCCGUUCACCCUUUUGAUGUCUUGAAAACUCGACUGCAAUUGGACACCUCGAGAGGGCAAUGGGGGAACUCCGCAAGAAUUCUCCAGCAGAUUAUUCAUACGGAGGGUGGAUACUCUGCACUCUAUAGAGGCUUGAUGCCAAACAUGAUCGGAAAUUCCGUAUCUUGGGCAUUGUAUUUUUUAUGGUACCGUAAUCUCAAAGAUCUCAUUGCAACGUAUCGUGGCCAAGGAGUCCAGUUGACUUCUGCUGAUUACUUCGCUGCAUCUGGGAUUUCUGGUGUACUUACUUCCGUGUGCACAAACCCAAUUUGGGUUAUCAAAACGCGCAUGCUCCAGACAGGGCGGAACUCUCCAAAGGCUUACCGAGGAAUUUCGCAUGGUAUUGCCGAGAUAGUGCGCACUGAGGGCAUAAAAGGGUUCUGGCGAGGCUUGGUCCCCUCUCUCCUCGGAAACUCGCAUGGGGCCGUUCAGUUUGCGGCCUACGAAAAUUUAAAGAACAGAAGUCGAUCAAAGUUGGGGCCUGGUCAGGAACUCAGCAACUGGGACUACCUAGUCUUAAGUGGCAGCUCCAAAAUUUUUGCUGGCAGCAUCACAUAUCCGUAUCAGGUGGUAAGGUCAAGAUUGCAAACCUACGAGGCUGGCUCAACGUAUCGAGGAGCUGGAGAUGCUGUCGUGCAGAUAUGGAGCAAAGAAGGUGUGAGAGGUUUUUACAAGGGCCUAUUGCCGAACAUCAUUCGUGUUUUGCCAUCUACAUGUGUUACUUUUCUCGUCUACGAGAACACAAAAUAUUACUUGCCGCGUCUUUACAAUACCGCUGUGAAGAUCGAGGUAGAGUAAGGAUGUGCCAUCUCUGCUUUAGCUGCACGUCUUUGGGAUCAUCGAGGAGCGGGGAUUGUACCUAUUUCGCGCCUCAUGGCCCACUUCCACACAAAGUCAAACCUGCUUUAUGUUAUGCAAGGAGCAGAGGCGUAGAUGUGGCAUUUUGGUUGCUCGGGACUGUUCUCCCGAAAUGUCUCACCAUUCUCCUAUCACAGGCGCUAGGCCGCUCCAUUGUCUCUAGCAGCAGUUGUGUUGAGCAAUAUACCCCUUGUUACGAUGCAUAACAUAUUGCUAAAGCAAGUGUCUAAAGUUUUUGGUCAGAGAGACAAUCGCGACGUCGAUCAACGCCGUGUGUUUCCGCAUCGCACUAACGACGCAUUUUUUCGAGGAAGUCCUCUGCUCCUGAGCUCCUGAGUAGGAGGAAUGCUGGUUAAAAUGCUGACGCACAGCUAACACAGAGGAAUUCCCAGUCGUCAUUGGAGAACCAAGUGCUGCAACUGUCACAACACACCCAAAAAUUUGUCAAUAGAAUUACGACAGCUGGACUUAGCCAUCUAUUGAUAUGGUACUGCUAUCACGACAUUGUUCCAUGUAAUGACAAUGGUAGACAUUGGUACCUUGAACUUCCUAGGGACGAAAUGCUCGGCUAGAUACGUCUCGGAUUUGAGAUUGCACAAGCAAAGUCCAAAACAACAAUCGCCAACUGCCUUGGCGUCUUCAAGAGGCUAUCAAAGAGCUGGGGGUUGAUGAUCGGAUAGUAGCCUCCAAGUCAACGCGACUGAGCAACGAAAAGGACAUGAGACAGCACGAGAUGAUUGCUCUACGGUUUAUCUACAUUUCAAGUUACCUGGUCGCGGGGGAGAAACUCGAAGCAGAUAGAUAUCUAGUCACGUGCUGGCUUCCGAUACCAAAGACUGUUUGGGCUGAUUGGCAGGCACAAGUGUUGGAUUGGAUCGAGAACUACAUGGAAGUCGUGAUACGGCCGGCCAUUGACUACAAUCAGAAUGUCUCACGUAUGGAAUGUUUAGCACAUCUGGCAACUCGGAAACACAUCCGUGCAAUGUUCAGACGUAUCUGUCCAUAUCAAAGAGAAUCACCUCUGCCUUCAUCAAGCACUUACUACGAUCCGAUGGAUUCAAGCAAACGAACUUAUUGCAAAACGCGAAAAUAUGCUGUCAUCAGAAGGCACAUUGGUUUGGAGGCUAUCUUGGCCCGAAUCCGCGGACCUCCUCUUCACCAUACGUGCCCAUUAAUGAUCAUGAGCGACGUAGGAAAUCAGCACCGGCCCUGCAUAAUGACGAAAACAUGUUGUUGGAUCUGCGGGAGGAAAUGGACAGCAUGCGAGCGGAUAUUGAGCUCAAAAGUGUGCAUUGCAAGCUUGAUGAGAAUGGACCAAAAGCGCAUGUUCUCAUGAAGCUGACGAAGCAACAAGAAGGACUUGCAUCACGCGCUCGCAUACAUUUAAAAAAAAAAAAAAAAAAAAAAAAA
This is a messenger RNA of Verruconis gallopava, 2545 nucleotides long. RefSeq lists its product as uncharacterized. The record is from RefSeq and is a predicted model, not a curated record. Gene Ontology annotation, cellular component: mitochondrion. Gene Ontology annotation, biological process: nucleotide transport; folate import into mitochondrion. Gene Ontology annotation, molecular function: folic acid transmembrane transporter activity; FAD transmembrane transporter activity. The transcript is spliced from 5 exons. The coding region runs from base 128 to 1075 and encodes 315 amino acids. Lineage: Eukaryota; Fungi; Ascomycota; Dothideomycetes; Venturiales; Sympoventuriaceae.